Molecule: messenger RNA, 1171 nt
Organism: Prosopis cineraria
Lineage: Eukaryota; Viridiplantae; Streptophyta; Magnoliopsida; Fabales; Fabaceae
Product: gamma-soluble NSF attachment protein-like
Exons: 9
Coding region: 35-1048 (337 amino acids)
Biological process (GO): intracellular protein transport
Cellular component (GO): vacuolar membrane; SNARE complex
Molecular function (GO): soluble NSF attachment protein activity; syntaxin binding
Source: RefSeq, a predicted model, not a curated record
CUUUCUCAUUUUGCUAUUCAUUUCUCUCAUUGAUAUGAUGCGUAAAGAAAGUGUUAAUUCCCUUGAGAUUUUACGAUGCACGCUUUUGUGGGCAAUCUGUGGUGAAAUUAAUUCUGGGAAAUUUCGCGCAAUGAGAGAACCUGGAACCCGAUCAGUUGAUUUGAAUGAUCAUGGUUUUGUAAAACAACGGAAAAUUUCUCCAACUAAACUUACUCUUACAAGGUGGAGUGCAGACUGGAAAAAUGCUACUGCCCUCUAUGAGCAGGCGGCAAAUGGAUUUAGAGUUGCCAAGGAUUAUGAGAGAGCAAAAGAAGCUUAUGAGAAAGCUUCUAAAGGACAGGAAAUGCUUUCUUCACCUUGGGAUGCUGCUAAACAUAUGGAAUCUGCCGCCAGUCUAGCAAAGGACCUAAGAAACUGGAAAGAAGUUGGGGACUUCUAUCGAAGGGCAUCUGAAUUGUACAUUGAGUGUGGGAGACCUCAACCUGCAUCAGAUGCUCUAGCGAAGGGAGCCCGUGCAUUGGAAGAGUCCAUGCCGGAAGAAGCAAUUCAGUUAUAUACUGAUGCUUAUACGAUUCUUGAAGAUGAUGGAAGAGAACAAAUGGCCUUUGAUCUAUAUCGUGGUGCUGCCAAUGUGUAUGUAAAACUUGAGAAAUAUACAGAUGCUGCAUCUGUCUUCAUGAGAUUGGGCUUAUCAGCUGACAAAUCUAAUGCUACCAAUACCCAAUGCAAGGCAUAUCUUAGUGCAAUAAUCGUUCAUCUUUAUGCCCAUGAUUUUAAGGAAGCAGAGAAGUGUUAUAACGACUGCUAUCAGAUUGAUGCCUUCGUCAAAAGUGACCAAAAUCGUUGUGCUGCCAAGCUUCUUGCUGCUUACAGAGAAGGAGACGUUGAAGAAAUCAAGCGGCUUGCUAAUUCCACCACUAUUUCAAAUCUUGACCAUGUGAUUAUCAGGCUUGCAAGGAAACUGCCAACGGGUGAUGUGAGUGCAUUGAAGGUUGAUGGAGCCAAAGAGGAAGAAGAGGAGGCACUAGACGAAAAUGAUCUCACUUGAAUACUGUUACUGCUUGUAUGAUGUCUCUUGUGCGUCUGUUUAUAUAUGAUGAGAGAAAGGUUGGCAGCCCCAUUUGAUUGUGUUGACCCGUACAUAUCAGGUGUUAUAUAAAUAAUUUUAAUU